This is a messenger RNA of Perognathus longimembris pacificus (Pacific pocket mouse), 4387 nucleotides long. RefSeq names its product unk like zinc finger (gene Unkl). NCBI's taxonomy places the organism in Eukaryota, Metazoa, Chordata, Mammalia, Rodentia, Heteromyidae. The record is from RefSeq and is a predicted model, not a curated record. The transcript has 15 exons. Bases 1 to 2187 code for a protein of 728 amino acids. Gene Ontology annotation, molecular function: metal ion binding.
AUGCCGUCGGUUUCGAAAGCGGCGGCGGCGGCGGCGCUGAGCGGGUCCCCCCCGCAGACCGAGAAGCCGACCCACUACAGGUAUCUAAAGGAGUUUAGGACAGAGCAGUGCGCCCUGUUUGUGCAGCACAGGUGCAGCCAGCACAGGCCAUUUACCUGUUUCCAUUGGCAUUUCCUAAAUCAGCGUCGGCGCAGACCGCUCCGCAGGCGCGAUGGCACCUUCAACUACAGCCCAGAUGUGUACUGCGCCAAGUACGACGAGGCCUCCGGCCUGUGUCCCGACGGCGACGAGUGCCCCUACCUGCACCGGACGACCGGGGACACUGAACGCAAGUACCACCUACGCUACUACAAGACGGGUACAUGCAUCCAUGAGACGGAUGCGCGAGGCCAUUGUGUGAAGAAUGGGCUGCACUGCGCCUUCGCACACGGCCCCCUGGACCUGCGGCCACCCGUGUGUGAUAUCAGGGAGCUACAGGCUCAGGAGGCCUUGCAGAAUGGCCAGCUUGGUGGUGGGGAUGGUGUACCUGAUCUGCAGCCCGGGGUGUUGGCUAGCCAGGCCAUGAUUGAGAAAACUCUGGGCGAGGACCCCCGUUGGCAAGAUGCUAACUACGUCCUGGGAAGCUACAAGACUGAGCAGUGCCCAAAGCCACCGCGUCUGUGCCGCCAGGGGUACGCGUGCCCACACUACCACAACAGCAGAGACCGCCGGAGGAAGCCCGGGAGGUUCCAAUACCGGUCCACACCAUGCCCCAGCGUGAAGCUUGGUGAUGAGUGGGGCGAGCCCUCGCAGUGCGAUGGCGGCGACGGCUGUCAGUACUGCCACUCCCGCACUGAACAGCAGUUCCAUCCUGAGAUCUACAAAUCUACAAAGUGCAAUGACAUGCGCCAAACCGGCUUCUGCCCUCGGGGUCCUUUCUGUGCCUUUGCACAUGUGGAAAAGAGCCUCGGCCUAGGGACUGACUGGGGCUGCCGCGACCUCAGCAGCAGCACUGCCACGGCCCACAGCAGCCAGCCUGGAAAUGCCAAGUGGAGAGAGACAGCCUCGGAGGGCAGCCAGAAGUCCAGCCAGCUAGACAGCAAGCAGAACCACCUCGCUGUGUUUGCAGUGGUUCACCCACUAGCCCCCAGCGUAAGCUCCAGUGUGGCAUCCAGCCUGGCGUCCAGCACCGGCUCAGGCAGCUCCUCCCCCACCACACUGCCUGCCCUCCCUGCACGCUCGCUCCCACUGGACCCCACUGGCAACACGGUGGAAGCCGUCCUAGGUUCUGCCUUAGACCUUCAUCUUAGUGACAUAAAUAUCGCAUCCCUAGAGAAAGAUCUGGAAGAGCAGGAAAGUCAUGACCCUGGACUGACAGGUCCCAGGUCGCUGGCAGGCUCGGCGCCUGUCACCAUCCCAGGCCCCCUGCCCCGAUCGCCGUCCCUACACUCGUCUUCAUCCCUCUCCACCUCUCCGCUCAGCUCCCUCUCCCAGUCCCUAUCUGGGCCUCUGGUCUCCUCAGCCAUGACGCCCCCCCAGCAGCCACCACUGCCCCUGCGGUCAGAGCCUGCCCCACUGGGCUCUGCAGCCUCGUCCUACAGCUCCUUAGGCUUGAAUGGCGUGCCUGGGAGUAUCUGGGACUUCGUUUCUGGCAGUUUUUCUCCCAGCCCAUCCCCCAUCCUGAACCCUGGCACCACAGCCCCAUCAAAUGCAAGUCCCAACAGUGCUGAGCUAGCCCGGGUCAGACGACAGCUGGAGGAGGCCAAAAGGAAGAUCAGGCGGUGGGAGGAGUCUUGGCAGCAGGUGAAGCAGGCCUGUGAUGCUUGGCAGCGAGAGGCUCAGGAGGCCAGGGAGCGUGCCCGUGCCGCUGACAGUGACCGCCAGCUGGCCCUGCAGAGGAAGGAGGAGGUGGAGGCCCAGGUGAAGCGGCUGCAGGAGGAGCUGGAAAGCCUUGGCCUGCUGUCAUCGCUGCCCAGGGACAUGGGCUCCAUCCCGCUUCCCCAGCUGCACUCCCUGCAGAACCAGCUGCGCCUGGAGCUGGAGGCUGUGGAUGGGGUGAUCUACCAGCUUCGUGCCAAGCAGUGUGCAGCCUGCCAGGAACCGGCACCCAGCACUGCCCUGCAGCCUUGUCAGCACCAGGUCCUGUGUGACUCAUGUGCAGCCACGGCACCCGAGUGCCCUUACUGUGAGGGCCAGAGCCCAUGGUGACCACAGCCAAGGCCUGUACCUGAUGAGCAUCGGGCAGGGCCUCCACGUGCCACCAGAGCACUGUUGCUCACUGCUGGUGCCUCCUGUGUCAGGAUGUGAGUGUGUGCCAACUGUGCUCAACGGCCUUUUGUAUUUUUUUUUUUUUAACCACAUCUCACUGGUGGUUUCAAGGUGUUCUCAAACACCUUAAACAACCCACACCUGCCUGUCUUUAGGGGCUCAGCCCCUCCAGGUCUGGGUGGCAGUUGAUACGCUUCAGUCUUGGCAUUGCGGAAGCCAGGCUCCUGGGAGGCCAUGCCUCCUCAAAGCACUUUGUAAACCGAGGAAUUUAGACAUUUUAAGUUGUGUACGCUGCUUUCUAGGUUCAUGUUUAAAUAUGCGGUAACAUGAAGCUUUGUGUACUGUGAACUUGAAGUUUCCUAUUGGUUUAUUGCUAACUCAUAGUAUGGUAGACAGAUUUCAUAUUCUGAAACUACUUAUGAAGUGAGAGCAUUUAUCUAGUAGCGAGGAAGAUCUAGGAUUUUUACUUUUUCAAAUUAAAUGCAAAUAGUAUUUAUAAGCAGAGUGAUUAUUGGAAGACAUACAUUUAGAUGUUUUGAAUUUUAUGAAAGAAACUCAUUUUCCUAGCGUGUGCGUGCAUACACAGGUAGUUUAUAUUCCAGUGUCGUGCGACGAUACUGAGCAAUCUGCACGCCUCACGUGACCCGUGGCCACCUUUUCUAAGUGCCUGUGCCUUGCAUCAGAAAUGAAGUGACUUGUUUGGCUUGGUUUUCUCCUGUGAAGACAAUUUGACGCUAAUGGAAACUGCAACAGAAGGGCCCAGACUCACAUUUGAGGGUCUGGGACAUUCACUUUGGAAGCAACUGCGUUCUGAUGACUUAGAUCCAUAACAGGCAGUGGUGCUUUGUAACUUCCCAGAGCCAUCUGGGCAAGAGGCGGGGGCAGACUUGUGGGGUCUGCAGCUGCUGGAGGGCAUCCAGGGCAGCAGGCUAGGCAGAGGUCACCAUGGCUCAGCCCGAGGCCUGCAGCUCAGUGUGCUGCAGAGAGUCCAGUGUGGUGAUCCUGGGCCCUGGCUGGUCAGGACUGGGCUGCCUGGAAAUCUGGGAAGGAGAUGUUUGUGGACCCCAUGCCCCUCCUCCCCUGUGGCUUUGCCAAAGACUUUAAUAGCAUUUUCUAAAGUGCAAAGUGACUAGGUAAACAUUUUUAUCAACUACCAAACUAGAAUGUAUUUAAUAUAGGAGAUUUAAAAGCAUUUUUAAUAUAAGACACACUGAUAGAGAAUUCUAUCAUUUUAAAGGAUGUGAAUCCAUGACAUUCCACAGCUAGUCUGCUACUAAAGGCAACUAUUGACUUGGUUUUAUUUUGUUCUUAAUUACAUAGUGAAUGACUUAUUAGUUCAGUACCUAGCAAUCAUGUAUUUUUGUGCUAUUAAUCAAUGUUUUAAGAUUAUUUUUAUUGAUAUUUAUGCACCUGUUUCCCAUAGGGGCCUCUGGUCUUUCCUGGGACAACAGGACAGUGUUUGUUAUUGGUAUCUAGUUUAUUAUUGGUAUCGUGAAGAGCAACUAGGCUCCAGCCUGCUGGCCAGUUCCUGUGUGGAGUGGCUGGCACUCUGGAGCGAGUCACAACCCAGGGUGGUGACAGCUCAGAGCGGUGCCCACUGUGGCCAGUGGAUGCUUGCCAGUCUGCUCCUCCAGGUCCAGGAUGGUGGAAGAGCAGGGAACUGCCUGCAGGCAUGGCUCCGGUCCUCCCCACCUUGUGUGGGUUCUAGAGCAUUCCUAGGCAAAGGGGCUGAGGGGAGGAGACCUACAGCCUGUAAUGUGGACAGUGGACUUCGGGCCUGGGUUUAGGAGCUGAGGCUGUGUUAGCCCCACCCUUGUUUCCGUUGCCCGUUGUCUAUAGUACUAAUAUUAAAGUUAGAGGGUGGCAAGUGUCCUGUAGCUGUGGUCGGCAGGCCUUCCUCCAGUGAGGGCACUUCCUGUGGACAGAGUACAGAAGCCUGUGUUCUGCAUUCUUAGGUGUUCCUCUCUCUGUCAAGAGCCUCCUAACCUAUAAGGUCGUGUUUAUACUGCAUAAUCAUUUACUUGUAGUCAACUGUUAACAUUUGUUUAAAUUUUUUACACUAUAGCAUUUAUGCAAUGGUUUACAGAAUUCAUGGAAUUAUUUUUACCAGUAUGGGAUAAAAUUAAGUCUCUGACUCUCU